Molecule: messenger RNA, 1200 nt
Organism: Arabis nemorensis
Lineage: Eukaryota; Viridiplantae; Streptophyta; Magnoliopsida; Brassicales; Brassicaceae
Source: the annotation of a GenBank genome assembly
AUGAUCCGGGAGGGCUUCAGGGAUUUUGUAAACAGAACACUCACUUUGCAAUGCGAUUCUCGUAUUGAGAAAUUCUCUCUAAAAUGUCACAUUCACGAGGACAGGGAGAUGGCUUAUGUGGCCCCCUGGAUACGUAAUGCCGUCGAGCAUGGUAUAACAGAGAUGGACAUUAGUAUAAAGCCUCACUUUGAGCCUGGGGAACUGCUCGCAAAUAUAAAGACACACCGUGAAGUCUCUCUGUCUCGUGAGUUCUUCACAAGCAAGACGCUGGUUAAGCUGACACUGGGAACAAGAUUUACUCUUGAAAAGCUUCCUCCAGAUGUGUCUCUUCUAGCGCUUAAGAGUCUCUUCAUCGAUUCGAUCCAUUUUCAAUAUGAAGAUCUGUGUUAUGUGCUUCUUCCUGGCUAUCCAGUGCUCGAGGAUUUAGUUGUACGUCACAAGGACUAUGAAGCACUUCCAUGCCGCAUAUCGAGUCAGACCAUCAAGAGAAUAUCAGUUCACUACGAUUGUGAGUUUGAAAUUGGUAGCAUCAGUAGUAUGGCAUUUGACGUCCCAAGUCUUGUGUCCCUCGACUACUCCGAUUGUGCCUUGCCUGAGUACAUAACAGUUAACUUGGAGUCCCUAGUCGAAGCUAGGCUGGAUCUUCGUUGUACUAAAAAUGUCUGGAUUCCGGAUGUGUGGGGUCUCUUUUAUGGGAUACGCAACGUAGAGACCCUGCAUCUUACUCCCAAUUCUGUUGAUGUGAUUUCUCAAUGUCUUAGAGAUGGAAUACCUCUACCGGUGUUUAACAAUCUGGUUAAUUUAUCUUGUGGGAGUAAGAAUAAACGAAGUUGGAAACUGCUACCAUAUCUGCUUGAGCAGUGUCCAAAGCUUCAAACUCUAAUCAUCCAGAAUCUGAUUGGUUACACAGGUGAUUUCUACAUUCCUAUGCACCAAGUGAAGUUCAACAAUCUGGAGAUGGAUGGUUACACAACCGAUGUCGACAUUCCUCUGAACCAAGUGAAGGUGUUGCAUAUACUUUGCUAUCGAGGAACUGCUCAGGAAUUGAAACGGUUAAAGAGUUUACUUAGGGGAAGAAACUGCGUCGAACUCGUUCGAGUGGAGAUUGCGCAAGGUGUUGGGGUGGAUGAUGGCAAGAUAUUGCAAACUCUUGGAGUUUCUGUUUCAUCCAAGUGCAAGACCGAAGUCGAAAUUUUCUAA